Messenger RNA from Salarias fasciatus (jewelled blenny), 4952 nucleotides. It is a transcript of the gene sema3e, whose product is annotated as sema domain, immunoglobulin domain (Ig), short basic domain, secreted, (semaphorin) 3E. The transcript has 17 exons. Gene Ontology annotation, cellular component: plasma membrane. The record is from RefSeq and is a predicted model, not a curated record. The coding region runs from base 1057 to 3447 and encodes 796 amino acids. Gene Ontology annotation, biological process: neural crest cell migration; semaphorin-plexin signaling pathway; positive regulation of cell migration. NCBI's taxonomy places the organism in Eukaryota, Metazoa, Chordata, Actinopteri, Blenniiformes, Blenniidae. Gene Ontology annotation, molecular function: semaphorin receptor binding; chemorepellent activity.
CUGCCUGGGAGACACGGCACGCUCAAUCCAGCUGCCUGGGAGGGAGAAAGAGAUCUCGAGACAAUCUAGAGGAAGCGGCGAGCAAUUUUCAGCCCUUCUGACUGAUACCCACAUUUACCAACCACACACUCGGGCUUUUACUCACUCACAGCACACACACACACACACACACACACCGUGGCAGGUGGCCUCUGCCCAGAUCAGUAGCUGUGGUGGAAGCAGUCGCAAGUGACUGACAGAGGGUUUAAGCUGAGGUCUGGAUCCUCCCUGGCUGCUGGAGCGUGAGCAGAGUUUGGAGAGCUUCACUUUCUUCCCCCAGUGCGGAGAGAGAGCGCACGCCAGGCACGAGGCUCCCCACUCCUCCCCUCUUCCACUCUGCCUUUUCUCUGGGCUCUCGUCCAGAGAAUGACUGGCUCCAGUGGACCCAAGAGGAGCAACGCUGACUGAAGAUACAGUACAGCAGCUCGACUCUGCCCGCCGCCCGCCGCCCGCCCGCCUGCCUGCCUGCUGGGACAGACUUAAAGCAUUGAGGUUUUACAAAUUAGCAGCUCCACUACCUUUGUGGGAUUCACAGAUCUGAUUUUUUUUUCUUCUUUUUGUGUUAUUUAUGCGAUCAGAAAUUGAGAACUGAAGAGCUGUCUAUACAGACAGAUAAACAGACGGACAGACAUAUGGACUCAGAGCAGUGAGCACUGCGGCGUGAAUGUAGCAACUGGACUUCUUCUCCCUGGUUACUAAGACCAAACAGGGAUAAUAGCCAAAGCACUAUCCUGUCCACCGAGGUGGUGGGUGGAUGCAGCUUUCAGCAGACCGCUAUAGAGGGAAGUAUAGACCGUAUACAGGCUGCAGAGACACAUUUAUUCAAUCCAUGCUGUGGUGAUCAUUAGAAAAUGGACUCUUGCCUUAAAGGAGACUCCUGCUGGACUGGUAUACUGAAGACUGUCUCAGAUUAAACAUUGUUUGCAAGAAGUUACCGAGCAAACCGGCGGACUUUUUCUUCUUUUUGGAGGACUUGCUGAGUGGACUUACAAGAUUUCCUAACUCGAUGCAGAUCAAAUGUGCGUCUCACUGACGAUGGCUGAAUGCUUGAAGACUGUGUCUCUGUCACUGAUGCUGCUGUAUCUUGUUCUGCUGGGCUUGGCUCAUUCAGCACACAGCAUCUACCCGAGGAUACGGCUCUCCCACAAAGACCUUUGGCAGCUGAACAGAACGUGGGUGUUCCAGGGACAUGGAGCGUCUCUUCAACCCCAAACCAUGCUGCUGGACGAGGGCCACGAGAGGCUUUACGUCGGAGCCAAGAAUACUCUGUUUUCUCUGAGCCUGGACCGGGUUAGCACACACCACAGAGAGAUCGAGUGGGCCAGCACAGAGUCCCAGAUAGAGGAGUGUAUGAUGAAGGGGAGGGAAAAGCCGGAGUGUGCUAACUACAUCAAGGUUCUGCAGCAGUACAACCAGACCCAUCUGCUGGCCUGCGGCACGGGAGCGUUUAACCCCGUCUGCGCUCUGCUCAGAGUGGGACACAACGGGCAGGACAAGCUCUUCUCUUUCGAAGAGGAGAGCGUGAUGAGCGGAAGAGGACGCUGUCCGUAUGACCCCAACAGUCCCUGCACAUCCACACUCUCCAGAGGAGAACUCUAUGUUGGAUUGUACACUGACUACUGGGAGAACGACGGCGCCUUGUGCCGACUGAACAACCAGACCUACACCCGAACCGAAAGAAAUGAUCGACAACAGCUCAAUGAGCCUAAAUUUGUGGGCUCUGCUGUCAUUCCUGACAAUGACGACAGAGACGAUGACAAAGUUUACUUCUUCUUCACCGAGCAAGAAGUGGAUGCUGAGGGAGCGAACAAGGCCGUCUACACUCGCAUCGGCAGAGUCUGUGCGAAUGACCAGGGAGGGCAGCGGAUGCUGGUCAACAGAUGGAGCUCCUUCCUGAAGACUCGGCUCAUCUGCUCUGUGGCAGGUCCAAACGGCAUCGACACACACUUCGAUGAUCUUGAGGAUGUGUUUGUGCUCAACAGCAAGGAUGCGAAAAACCCAGAAAUCUUUGGCCUGUUCAGCACGACGAGCGCGGUGUUUAAAGGCUACGCCGUGUGUGUCUAUCACAUGGAUGAGAUCAGAGCGGCCUUCAAUGGCGCGUUUGCAUACAGAGAGAGACCUGAGCACCACUGGACACCUCACGAGGACAGAGUCCCCUACCCCCGACCUGGAUCCUGCGCGAGUAAAGUGAAUGGCGGCGGUUUCUCAAGCUCCAAGGAGUUUCCUGAUGAGGUUCUGCGGUUCGUGCGGUCUCAUCCCGUGAUGUAUCGCCCAGUCCUCCCACAGCACCACAGGCCCGUCCUCCUGCAGACCGAGCAGGGCAGAAGAAAGCUCACGCAGAUCGCAGUAGACAGAGUUCAAGCCCAGGAUGGACACUACCAUGUUCUCUACAUCGGCACCGAUGACUCAUUUGUGCUGAAAGUCAUUACCAUCUACAACAAAGACACAGACACCAUGGAGGAGGUGCUGCUGGAGGAGCUGCAAGUCUUCAAGGUACCAGUUCCUAUAAAAGAGAUCAUAAUAUCACCUAAGAGGCAACAGCUGUAUGUGGGGUCAGAGGUCGGCGUGGCCCAGGUCAGGCUGCACCAGUGUGACCUCUACGGCUCAGAAUGCGCCGAUUGUUGUCUGGCGAGAGACCCCUACUGCGCCUGGGAUGGUCUGACCUGCUCCAGAUUCUACCCUGCUGGAGUCUACACCAAGAGCAGACGAUUUCGGCGGCAAGAUGUUCGCCAUGGCAACGCCGUCCAGCUGUGCAAUGGGCUGCAAAUUGAUGAUGAACAAUGGAUGAAAGCUGAGGAGAAGCUGGUGUAUGGUGUAGAGAACAACAGCACUUUGCUGCAGUGUGUUCCUCGAUCACUUCAAGCAAAGGUCCUCUGGUUCUUACAGAAAGACGGGGACAAACAUGAGGUUCGAGGAGAUGAGCGGGUUAUCAUGACCUCCCACGGGCUGCUGUUCCUACGCGUGAGGAGCUCAGACGCCGGUGUGUAUGUGUGCCAGACUGUGGAGCACGGAUACGUACACACGUUACUGCGAAUCACUCUACACGUGCUCCGAGGAGAGAGAGUGGCGUCGGCGGUCCGUGUGGCUAACGACGGAGGGUCGGAGAGAGCUGCCGCUCCCUGCCUCUCCUCCGCGGGCCUCCCGCCCGGCCCCAGCAUCAGCCCCCGGGCUCUGGCGCCGUCGUCGGUCCCGGGGCCUCACUCCAGGCUGUGGUACAAGGAGUUCCUCCAGCUCAUCGGCUACGGGGACGCGCAGAGGGUGGAGGAGUACUGCGAGAGGGUGUGGUGCUCUGACAAGAAACGCAAAAAGACCAAAAGGAGGUACGCUCCUCUGGGCGGCGAGAAGAGGGGGAAAGGGAGGGGAGAGGAGAACUCCCACCGAGCUCCCAGGCACACCUUGGACACCUGAGGAGAGCAGGCUACGCAUGUAAACACACACAUACACACACACAUACACACACACACACACACCUACACACAUACACAUAUUGUAAAGGUCAGACUCGCUCAGUGUAUGCUCCAUGUAAAAGGCUUUUAACUAGAGCAGUAACAGGAAAAAGAAAAAAAAAAAAAACAACAGUAGCAGGCUACCUCGCUAUUGUAGCUACAUUAUUUAUCACUCAGUAGUUCAACUGUGCAGUUUCCAUUGAAAACACAUUUUCUACUUUAAUGUGCAGUGGAAACUUAUUAUUGGGUGUGAUCUUGGUAAACACACACACACACACAAAAACAUCAGCCUCGGUUCCGAGCAGAGACCCUGGGGGCGGAUGGACAACAAAUUUUUCCCAGCGUUGCCUCUGAUCUGACACGACAGACCAUAAUAUAUCAGCCCCGGACUGACCCACCUCAACCCAGCUGUCAAUCAAAACGCACACAGAGACUGCUUCACUGGAUCCCUGCUUCAGAGAUUCAAAAGCGAACAAUCGUCACUGCAUCUAUUUUGAGAGAAACCACCUAUGUUAAAGGCUUCUUAUCAUCUUCGGUACUAUGGUAACUUAUUCUCUUUGUUUCUAUUUUGACUUAUUUAGUUGUUCAGAUGUCAUAAACUGGAAAAUGCGGUGUUGUUUUUUUUUUUUUUUUGUACAGUGAAAAAUACUUAUGAUUCAGCUGAUUUGGUUAGAUUGUGCCCAUAGCUUUGUGGGGUAAAGACAUUACUAUCAUGGCUACUUAAAUCAUAUUUUAAUUAUGAUUAAACCCUCAGAUAUAACUACUAUUAAAGCACUUCUGAAAGCUGUUACAGUAGAGGAAAAGUCCUGUAAGUGGAUGUUAUUGUCAGUGUAAAUGUCUGCAUUUACAUCUAUAAUUGUGAUCAAAAGUACCAACAGUAUUGUGUGUAUUGUAUACCGUGUUUAUCGAAAAUUCAGGUUGGUGUUUAUGUGCACAUCUGAUAAACUGUAUUCAAUCCGCCUCUUUCUCCUUCCUUCCCUCUUUCCUCGUGUCCUUUCUUUUCUCUCGCCCAUUUGUGCUCCCCUGCAAUAAUACUGCAGAUGGGAUUCGUAAUUACCACGUCAAAGAGGGAAAUACAAUUCGACAUUCCCUCAGAAUAGAAAAAUAAGCCAACAAAUGUCAGGCUGACCAACCAAGCAUGUCAUUAGCAAAAACUGAUGAGUCAGUCUCAUGAAUAGUCAGUUAAUACUGAAAUGCCUUGAUGCUACAAUGAAAUACACUGCAGGUUUUUUUUUCUUCUUCAUUUUGUGCAUUAUUUAUUUCAUAAUUUUGUCACUUUAUUGUUUUGACCCUGUUGUCUAUAUGCUAUUCGUGAUGUGGUUUGAACCACCACUUUGUCUUCGUUAAGGCCUGUUAUUGCCACUUAUCAUUAUCCUUGAAUAUUGUUGAGCUACGACUUCAAAAUGAAACUGUUGUGUCUGCUACGCCCAUUAUACAGGCCUGUCAUUAAAAAAAAGAUGGACCAUC